Messenger RNA from Cyphellophora europaea CBS 101466, 2214 nucleotides. RefSeq lists its product as uncharacterized. Gene Ontology annotation, biological process: rRNA processing. Lineage: Eukaryota; Fungi; Ascomycota; Eurotiomycetes; Chaetothyriales; Cyphellophoraceae. Gene Ontology annotation, cellular component: nucleus. The transcript has a single exon. The record is from RefSeq and is a predicted model, not a curated record. Gene Ontology annotation, molecular function: RNA binding. The coding region runs from base 1 to 2214 and encodes 737 amino acids.
AUGGACAAAAGGUCUUCCAAAAAGCGCAAGGUCGCGACCUCUUCUGACCCUAAAAUCACCGAUUCCCGUUUCGCCUCCAUCCAGACAGACCCACGCUAUCGUCUCCCCUCCAAAGCCCAUAAAGUCAAGCUCGAUGCACGUUUCUCGCGUGCCCUCAAGGAUGAUGACGAUUUCACCCGCCACGCGAAGGUGGACAGGUACGGUCGCCCACUAGAGGCGGAUUCUGAGCGAAAACGGCUUAAAAGAAAGUAUGAGUUCGAAGAUGACGGGGGCUCGGAAAGCGAUGAACCGGACGAUGACGAAGUCGUGCGACUGGAGAUGGAACGAGUGGGAGGUCCGAAGACCGUGAAGGGGAAGAGAGACCUAUUGAGAGAGGGUAGACCUGAAGAAGAGGAGGAUAGUAGCAGUGAUGAGAGCUCAUCCAGUGAAGAGGAGGACGAGGUGGAGGAGGCAGAACUAUCGCCACAGACUGGAAACGAAGUGCCAACGGGAGAAGUGUCCUCGAGGCUGGCGGUUGUGAAUCUGGACUGGGAUAAUAUUCGCGCCGAGGAUCUGAUGGCAGUGUUCUCCUCGUUUGUGGAGUCAAGCGGCAAGCUACUGAAAGUCGCCAUAUACCCAAGCGAAUUCGGAAAGGAGCGCAUGCAGAGAGAAGAGAUGGAGGGACCGCCCAAAGAGAUUUUUGCUAUUGGCCCCAAACCUGAGCACGGAAAGGAUGAGUUCGAGGAUUUUGGCUCCGAGUCUGAAAGCGAGGACGAUGACGAAGCUCUCAAAGAGAAGCUGAUCAAGCCCGACGAUGGUGCGACCGACUUCGAUUCUCAAGCCCUCCGCAGCUACCAACUCGAUCGGCUCCGCUACUUCUACGCCAUCCUCACCUUUUCUUCUCCCGUCGCUGCCAAGCACAUAUAUGAUGCAGUGGAUGGCACCGAGUACCUCUCCACCGCCAACUUCUUCGACUUGCGCUUCGUUCCCGACGAAACAGAUUUCUCUACAGAUGAGCCACGCGAAGUAUGCGAAAGCAUAUCUAGCAGUUAUAAGCCUAACGAGUUCGUCACGGACGCCUUACAACACAGCAAGGUCAAGCUGACCUGGGAUGCUGAAGACACCAAUCGUAAAGAAGCCGCAGCCGCAGCUUUUCGAAGCAAGGACAUUCGUGAUAUCGAGGGUGUUGAUCUGGCCGCGUAUAUCGGCUCUGACUCUGACUCGGACGUUGAACCCGAAAACGAAGUCAAUGCUUCGAACGCCGGCGACGGCCUUUCUAAAAAGGAAACCGAACGCCAGAAGUUGCGGUCCCUCCUGGGACUUGCGUCUGACCCCGCACCCUCAAAGUCAAAGAAGGAUAGGGCACCCGUCGGCAACGUCGAGAUCACAUUCUCCGCCGGUCUCACUUCCGGUGAUGCUGACAAAAAGCGCGGCGUCUUCGAGAAUUCGCUUGAGGAGCUCGAGGAAACCACUAUCGAGAAGUAUGUCCGCAAGGAAAAGGAGCGCAAGGCUCGUAGACGGGAGAAAGCGAAAGCCAUACGUGAAGGCCGCCCCGUUCCCGAUGAGCUGGAGGACGGCGAGCCUACAGGAGCUGCCGAAGAGGAAGCUGCGGAGGAAGACGAUGCAGGUUUCAACGACCCCUUUUUCGCCGAUCCCUCCGACCCCUCCACAGCACAAGCCGCCAUGUCGGAGAAGAAGAAGCUCCGCAAGGAGGAGCGUCUGAAAAAGCGCCUCGAGCGGGAAGCCGAAGAGGCAGCGGAGCAGAAGUCCCGCGCGGAGCUGGAGUUGCUGAUGGCAGACGACCGCAAUAAAGACGGCGAGGGUUUGCGGCACUUUGACAUGCGCGACGUGGAGAAGGCGGAGAAGGCGGCGAGGAAGAAGCACCUCAAGAAGGGUAAGAAUAAGAAGGACAAGGACCGUUCGGCAACGGUCGAGGGCGACCAGUUCCAGAUGGACACCGCCGACCCGCGCUUCGCGGGGCGGUUGUUCGGGAAUCAUGAGUUCGCCAUCGACCCCACGAAUCCGCGCUUCAAGGGCACGAAGGGCAUGCAGAACUUGUUGGAGGAGGGGCGGCGGCGGAAGAAGACGUCGCAGGGUGGGGAGCGGGAGACCGAGGGUGAUGGCAAGAGCAAGAGCAAGAGCAAAAGCAAGAAAGAGGCCGCUGGCCUGAACGGUCAGGGCGACCGAGACGACGUCAAGCGUUUGGUUGAGAAGAUCAAGAAGCGCAAGGCUUAG